AUGAAAUUUACGACCGCCUUCCUCCUUGCCGCUUCAGUCAACGUCAUCACUGCUCUCACUGCCUCUUUCGAUGGCUGCUUGACCAAUAGCGGUGUCACACAAUCCAAUGCAAACUCUCCUUGCACGCUGGAAAUAUGCGGCUUGAACGUCUGUCAGACGGCAUGUCACCGAGCAGGCACAGUGAGCAGUCCAGAUGACUGGUAUCUCGAAGCAAACUACAAUGGCCCUGUCCUGAACUCGUGCAGCUGCGUGUGCUACAGUCGCUGA
Bipolaris victoriae FI3 is the source of this 267-nucleotide messenger RNA. RefSeq lists its product as hypothetical. The transcript has a single exon. Lineage: Eukaryota; Fungi; Ascomycota; Dothideomycetes; Pleosporales; Pleosporaceae. The coding region runs from base 1 to 267 and encodes 88 amino acids. The record is from RefSeq and is a predicted model, not a curated record.